UUAGUCCGAGUGUCAGUCGUUAGCCGUCGCUCGUAUCGCACCACAAACCACAAGUUCAGCACAACUUUCUACUGUAGAAACAGUGACGAAAUAUUUUAUUAAUUUUUUUCUAUCUUACUCGUUUUAUUCGUUUCACGUUGUUACACUAUUUAAGAUUCGUUGACUAAAUUAAUGUCGCGGGUUAUUUAUUUUAAUGAUUUAGAUUAGGCCAGUGGGUGGUCGAACAUUUACCACUGAUUUGUAGUUUGAUGAUCGAAUUCACUGAGAAUUUGAAAAUUUGUAUUUAAUAAUGGACCAGUGGUUGUUAUGGUUUGGCUACUUAGUAGCUUCUACUUAUGGACUUUCAUUACGCCACGCUAGGCAUCAAAGCGUCGGGACACCAACGGCCGAAGAAAUACUGGAACCACAGAUCCUAAUUGAAGACACCGAUCAUGUAUUCAGACAACGCGCAUCAGAUAUGUUUGCCCAAGAGCCAGAAUACACGGAGAAGCGAAACCUUAAUCAUAGACGGAGAUCCGAAUUUAGUGGAAACCAAGAUACUGAUUUUGCAUCUUCCGGAGAAACAUACAGUGCAUAUACAUCGGACGAUCCACUGAUAAUUCACACAAAUAAGGGUAAGAUCAGAGGCAUCACACAGACAGCGACGACUGGAAAAUUAGUUGAUGCUUGGCUAGGAAUACCAUAUGCAAAAAAACCAAUAGGUGAUCUUAGGUUUAGGCACCCUCGUCCAAUUGACCGCUGGGACACAACAAGUCCAGAGACGAUUCUUAACUGUACUACUCCACCAAACACAUGCGUUCAAAUAUUUGACACGUUAUUUGGUGAUUUUCCCGGUGCUACAAUGUGGAAUCCAAAUUCCCCGGUAUCCGAAGAUUGCCUCUAUAUCAACGUAGUAGUGCCAAAGCCUAGACCACAAAAUGCAGCGGUAAUGGUGUGGAUUUUCGGUGGAGGCUUUUACUCUGGGUCUGCUACUUUGGAUAUUUACGAUCCCAAAAUACUCGUGUCGGAAGAAAAUGUGAUUUUGGUAUCCAUGCAGUAUAGGGUCGCGUCAUUAGGAUUUUUAUACUUUGACACUGAAGACGUUCCAGGAAACGCUGGACUUUUCGAUCAGCUAAUGGCUUUGCAGUGGGUACACGAGAACAUUAAAUUAUUUGGUGGCAAUCCGAACAACGUGACACUUUUCGGUGAGUCGGCCGGCGCCGUUUCAGUUUCACUGCACUUAUUGUCUCCAUUGAGUAGAAACCUUUUUAACCAAGCCAUCAUGGAAUCAGGAUCCUCGACAGCACCUUGGGCAAUUUUGUCACGGGAAGAAAGUUUUAGUAGAGGACUUAAGCUGGCAAAGGCAAUGGGCUGUCCAGAUGACAGAAACGCCAUACAUAAAACAGUUGAGUGCUUAAGAAAAGCGAACAGUUCAAUGAUGGUCGAAAAAGAAUGGGACCACGUGGCUAUAUGUUUUUUCCCGUUCGUGCCGGUAGUCGAUGGUGCAUUUUUAGACGAUCAUCCUCAAAAGUCUUUAUCAACGAACAAUUUUAAAAAAACGAAUAUACUCAUGGGCAGUAACUCUGAAGAAGGUUAUUAUUCAAUAUUUUAUUAUUUGACGGAGCUUUUCAAAAAGGAGGAAAACGUGAUGGUAUCUCGUGAAAAUUUUGUUAAAGCUAUUGGACAACUUAAUCCGAAUGCAGAUGCGGCAGUUAAAUCGGCUAUAGAGUUUGAGUACACGGAUUGGUUUAGCCCGAAUGACCCAGAAAAAAAUCGAAACGCUCUGGACAAAAUGGUCGGUGACUAUCAGUUUACAUGUAACGUCAAUGAAUUCGCUCAUAAAUAUGCACUUACCGGAAACAAUGUAUACAUGUAUUACUUUAAACAUCGUUCUUUAAACAAUCCAUGGCCAAAAUGGACGGGUGUGAUGCAUGGUGAUGAAAUCAGUUAUGUGUUUGGAGAUCCAUUAAAUCCAAAUAAACGCUACGAAAUUGAAGAAAUCGAACUUAGCAAGAAAAUGAUGAGAUACUGGACAAAUUUUGCCAAAACAGGAAAUCCAAGCAAAACACUUGAAGGGUCUUGGGUCACGCCCAAGUGGCCUGUACACACGGCGUAUGGAAAAGAGUUUCUAACAUUAGAUACAAAUAACACUUCUAUCGGCGUUGGGCCAAGACUAGAACAAUGUGCUUUUUGGAAAAACUACGUUCCUGAUCUUACGGCCAUUUCAAAGAGUAUGAAGUCUGACAAAAACUGUACAACCAUAAGUGGAGGGACCAAAACUAACGUGAUCGAGUUAUCGGUUUGGACGAUUGUGAUGACAACUGCCGUUUUGAUGUUAUGAAUUUCAUUUUGAUUCGUCUUUUAAAAAAAAAAAACAUGAAAAAAGUUUUUUUUAAAAAAACACACAUUUGUAAUAAUUUCAAGCUGUUGGUAACAAAAGAAUUUCGAGGACAAUUCAGUCUAGGCUACCGUUGGGCUUCCAGCAGAAUCGCGCGCACAAAAUAAAAUUCGUUUUUUUUUCUCUAAAAUUUAUAUAGGCCUACUAAACGGCAAUAUUGCGCUAUAGUUGUUAGCCAAUCGGCCUUCGCGUGGGACGCGCGACGUUGGCAAUUUUCUCACACCGUACUUAGGCUUAAACAUUUUUUUACCAUGUAUAUAACAAUUAUUAUUAUUAUUAUUAUUACUAUUAUACUUAUUAUUAUAUUUAUUUUUAAAUGAAUCUAUAUAUAUAUACAUAUUAUAUGUAUGUAUAACAUAUCAUCGUGUACCUUUAUAAUAUUGUAGGUGUAGAAUGUUGGUUUAAAAUUAGCCAAUAUCGUUCCACUUCAAAGACUUUGUUUUUGUUGUGGUAAAUAAUAGUGGCCUAUAUAUAAUAUAAUAUGUAUAUGUUAUUAUUGUAAUUUUAUUCCACUUGAAAAAAUUUAGUUUUACACGACUUUCGCUUCCGAAAAAUUCAAUCAUUGUUGUCCGAACAAUAAUAAAAUAAUUUAAUCAUUUGAACAAUAUUAUAAUUUACUAAACCAUACUGCGCAAGUGCGAUAAAAAAAAAAACAAACAAAAAAAAAUCCAAGUACAAGAUUUGCGUUUAUUAUAUGCAUUCGACUCUUGGCUUGCGCGCGCAGGACUGUUGUCCAUUGCCAUAGAUAAGUUAUUAUAGUUAUUAAGAUGCUUAUUGUACAAUUUUCGUAUUGUUUUCAAUGUUCUAUUUGUUGUUAAGUGUUCAUUCUUGUUUUACUUUAAGCUUAGUAUUAUUGAAAGAACAUUUAAACUGCCAUCAAUUUAAUCGUUUCUGAGUGUAAUAAAACGAAAUUCAAGAACAAAUAUAUUUUUUUCCCUUA
Rhopalosiphum padi (bird cherry-oat aphid) is the source of this 3317-nucleotide messenger RNA. Its product is annotated as acetylcholinesterase-like. Gene Ontology annotation, cellular component: plasma membrane. Lineage: Eukaryota; Metazoa; Arthropoda; Insecta; Hemiptera; Aphididae. The coding region runs from base 290 to 2320 and encodes 676 amino acids. The record is from RefSeq and is a predicted model, not a curated record. The transcript has 6 exons. Gene Ontology annotation, molecular function: acetylcholinesterase activity. Gene Ontology annotation, biological process: acetylcholine catabolic process; choline metabolic process.